This is a messenger RNA of Cynara cardunculus var. scolymus (artichoke), 1863 nucleotides long. RefSeq lists its product as uncharacterized. The coding region runs from base 72 to 1646 and encodes 524 amino acids. The transcript is spliced from 8 exons. NCBI's taxonomy places the organism in Eukaryota, Viridiplantae, Streptophyta, Magnoliopsida, Asterales, Asteraceae. The record is from RefSeq and is a predicted model, not a curated record.
GGCCUGAUUAGCAAUAAAAUAUACUCACUAUAUCCCUUUCUCUGCCCGAUGCCGAAACCCUUGUUCUCAAAAUGCCUUCUCUCUCCAAAUCCACAUCCUCCGUUGCUUCUCCGCCUCCGGCAUCCGACUCAUUCGAUGGUGCAGCGGCUGAACGGCGUCUCCGAGAGGCGGAGGAUCGUUUGAGGGAGGCAAUUGAGGAAUUGCAACGCCGACAACGACGUGCUAAGAUGCUACAUCCACUAUGCGAUCACGCUGACGAGUCAUGUGUAGCCAACGCUAUUGGUAAUCUCUGUCAAAGUUUCCUUCUGUCCUAUGGUGUUCGUGUCGGCAUUGGAAUUUUGCUCCGUGCCUUUAAGCUCGCUCGUAGAAAAUCCUACUCGUCUCUUCUCGAUCUCAAGCAACUUGUAUCAGAGAAAGACUUGAUAGUGAGAGAGGAGGCAUGCCGGGUUGGUUUACUUUUUGGAGGAUUUACUGGUUCAUAUCAUGCUCUUAGAUGCUUGUUGAGGAAGUGGAGGAAGAAAGAAACACCAUUCAAUGCAAUUUUAGCAGGUUCAGUCGCAGGUUUGUCUAUUCUUGCAUUAGAUGAUUGCAACCGGAGGCGAACACUUGCUUUAUAUCUUCUUGCUAGGCUUGCUCAGUGUGCUUACAAUUCUGCAAAAUCGAAGAACAAGUUCCACCUAUGGGGAAGCUCAUGGAGACAUGGGGAUUCUUUACUCUUUGCUUUAUCAUGUGCUCAGGUCAUGUAUGCUUUUGUAAUGCGUCCUGAGAGCUUGCCAAAAUCAUAUCAAGAUUUUAUUCAGAAAACUGGGCCUGUUGCUCAGCCUGUAUACAAGGCUGUCAGGGAUUGCUGUAGAGGGUCCCCAGUAGAUAUUGCAUCGCUCUCUUCUUACUUAUCAACUGUGAAGGGUGCCGAUUUUUCGCCAUUGCAAGAGUUUCCUUCUAUCAUACCUUGUUCAGUAAUUCACCCAGGCACAAAAUCAUGUUUGGCUCAUAACGCUUAUGCAUCAUCAGCUACGUUUAAGAAAACAUUUCCCCUUUACUUCUCACUGACUUUUGUACCUUUCGUUGUUCUGCGUCUGCAAAAGUUCAUGGAUGCUCCAAUUAAGACCAGCUGGCAUGCAGUCAUAGGAGCUGUUCGCUCAACAGCAUUCCUGUCUUCGUUUGUUGGAAUCUUUCAGGGAGUCAUUUGCUUGCACAGAAAAGCGGCAUCACAAGACCACAAGCUUGUAUAUUGGCUUGCAGGUGGAUUAGCUGCAUUAUCUGUACUUUUGGAGAAGAAAGGUAGAAGAGGAGAACUUGGAUUGUAUGUUCUUCCACGAGCUGGAGAGUCUUUGUGGUAUAUAUUAGUCAACCGCCGCGUACUUCCAGAUAUCAAGAAUACUGAGGUGGCUCUGUUCUGUGCCUGUAUGGGUGGAAUGAUGUACUACUUGGAACACGAACCCGACACCAUGUCUCCAUUUCUGAGAAGCUUAAUUCGUCGCUUUCUUGCCAGUAGAAUUAGUAAUCCGGCCCCGCCAUCAAGUCGGAACCCCUCUUACAACUACUUACAAACUCUCGACGCCAUUAAAAAGCCAAAGUUGCAGAACCAAGAACCCGAAGCACAAACCUCAGAAAAAUACAAUCUUGAAUCUAUACCUGGACUUUGAGCAACUAAUCAUUAGCAGAAAGAGAGGCUAAUGGUGAAUUUAUGAGACGAUUGUUACAUGUUAUAUCCGAUAUUGGAUUUGUCAUAACCGGGUGGGUCUCUGUGAUCGACCCAUUUUGAUUCAACAUUUGUAGACUUUGGUUGUACAAUGGAGCUCAAGUUAUCCAUGUGUUUGUAAAUAUUAGAUGCUUGGUUGCAACUGGUUUCUGAUUUUUGAA